Cavia porcellus (domestic guinea pig) is the source of this 3383-nucleotide messenger RNA. RefSeq names its product ATPase H+ transporting V0 subunit a1 (gene Atp6v0a1). Lineage: Eukaryota; Metazoa; Chordata; Mammalia; Rodentia; Caviidae. Gene Ontology annotation, molecular function: ATPase binding; proton-transporting ATPase activity, rotational mechanism. The record is from RefSeq and is a predicted model, not a curated record. Gene Ontology annotation, biological process: vacuolar acidification; proton transmembrane transport. The coding region runs from base 79 to 2730 and encodes 883 amino acids. Gene Ontology annotation, cellular component: plasma membrane; vacuolar proton-transporting V-type ATPase complex; vacuolar proton-transporting V-type ATPase, V0 domain. The transcript is spliced from 22 exons.
GGAACGAGCAGGGGCCUCAGGUCUCUGAGAAAAUGCGGGGUCCUCCUGCGCUGGGCACCGUCCCGGGGCAGAGGACCCAUGGCCACGCGCGGGGCCCCGAGACCCUUCCCCGGCCCGGGCCGCGCUGCCGCCUUGUCACCGCCGCGGAUAGCAGUCGAAACCCGGACACUUGGCCAACCACCCGCUGCCACCAUGGGCGAGCUCUUCCGGAGUGAGGAGAUGACGCUGGCCCAGCUGUUUCUGCAGUCAGAAGCUGCUUACUGUUGCGUCAGUGAGCUGGGAGAACUUGGGAAGGUUCAGUUUCGAGAUCUAAAUCCAGAUGUGAAUGUUUUCCAGCGAAAGUUUGUAAAUGAAGUCCGAAGAUGCGAAGAAAUGGACCGGAAGCUCCGGUUCGUUGAGAAGGAGAUAAGGAAGGCUAACAUCCCGAUCGUUGACACCGGUGAGAACCCAGAGGUGCCUUUCCCCCGGGACAUGAUCGAUCUGGAAGCCAAUUUUGAGAAGAUUGAAAACGAGCUGAAGGAAAUCAACACAAAUCAAGAAGCCCUGAAGAGAAACUUCCUGGAGCUGACUGAGCUCAAAUUCAUUCUCCGAAAAACUCAGCAGUUUUUCGAUGAGGCUGAAUUGCAUCAUCAGCAGAUGGCGGAUCCAGACCUGUUGGAAGAGUCCUCAUCGCUCCUGGAGCCCAGCGAGAUGGGGAGAGGUGCUCCGUUGCGGCUGGGCUUUGUGGCUGGCGUGAUCAACCGAGAACGCAUCCCCACUUUCGAACGCAUGCUGUGGCGUGUGUGCCGAGGGAACGUGUUCCUGCGACAGGCGGAGAUUGAGAACCCCCUGGAGGACCCUGUGACUGGCGACUACGUGCACAAGUCCGUGUUCAUCAUCUUCUUCCAGGGUGACCAGCUGAAGAACAGAGUGAAGAAGAUCUGUGAGGGGUUCCGGGCUUCACUCUAUCCCUGUCCUGAGACACCACAGGAGAGGAAAGAAAUGGCUUCCGGAGUCAAUACCAGGAUUGAUGACCUCCAGAUGGUUCUGAACCAAACCGAGGACCACCGGCAGCGGGUGCUGCAGGCCGCUGCCAAGAACAUCCGGGUCUGGUUCAUCAAAGUGCGCAAAAUGAAGGCCAUCUACCACACGCUGAACCUUUGCAACAUAGACGUCACCCAGAAGUGCCUGAUCGCCGAGGUCUGGUGCCCCGUCACUGACCUGGACUCCAUCCAGUUUGCGCUCAGGCGGGGCACGGAGCACAGUGGCUCCACGGUGCCCUCCAUCCUGAAUCGGAUGCAGACGAGCCAGACACCCCCCACCUAUAACAAGACCAACAAGUUCACGUCCGGCUUCCAGAACAUCGUGGACGCCUAUGGGAUCGGGACUUACCGAGAGAUUAACCCAGCCCCGUACACCAUCAUCACAUUCCCCUUCCUGUUCGCUGUGAUGUUUGGGGACUUUGGCCACGGCACCCUGAUGACCCUCUUCGCGUCGUGGAUGGUGAUCCGGGAAAGCCGCAUCCUCUCGCAGAAGAAUGAAAAUGAGAUGUUCAGCACCGUGUUCAGUGGCCGCUACAUCAUCCUGCUCAUGGGCAUCUUCUCCAUCUACACCGGUCUCAUCUACAAUGACUGCUUCUCCAAGUCCCUCAACAUCUUCGGCUCGUCCUGGAGCGUGCGGCCCAUGUUCACGCUCUCUAACUGGACGGAGGACACACUCCGGGGGAAUCCUGUACUGCAGCUGAACCCAGCCGUGCCUGGUGUCUUCGGUGGCCCAUACCCUUUUGGCAUCGACCCGAUCUGGAACAUUGCCACCAACAAGCUGAGCUUCCUCAACUCCUUCAAGAUGAAGAUGUCGGUGAUCCUGGGGAUCGUCCACAUGCUCUUUGGGGUUGGCCUGAGCCUGUUCAACCACAUCUACUUCAAGAAGCCCCUCAACAUCUACUUCGGGUUCCUGCCUGAGGUCAUCUUCAUGUCCUCGCUGUUCGGCUACCUGGUCAUCCUCAUCUUCUACAAGUGGACGGCCUACAGUGCGCACACUUCGGAGCGCGCACCCAGCCUGCUCAUCCACUUCAUCAACAUGUUCCUCUUCUCCUACCCCGAGGCCAGCGGGGCCAUGCUCUACUCCGGCCAGAAGGGAAUCCAGUGCUUCCUCGUGGUCGUGGCGCUGCUCUGUGUGCCCUGGAUGCUGCUGGUGAAGCCGCUGGUCCUGCGCCGCCAGUAUCUGCGGAGGAAGCACCUGGGAACUCUCAGCUUUGGUGGGAUCAGGGUGGGCAACGGACCGACAGAGGAGGAUGCUGAGAUUAUUCAGCAUGACCAGCUCUCCACCCACUCGGAGGACGCGGAUGAGCCUGCCGAGGACGAAGCGUUCGACUUUGGGGACACCAUGGUCCACCAGGCCAUCCACACCAUUGAGUACUGUCUGGGCUGCAUCUCCAACACCGCCUCCUACCUGCGGCUCUGGGCGCUCAGCCUGGCCCACGCGCAGCUCUCCGAGGUGCUGUGGACCAUGGUCAUCCACGUGGGCCUGAGCGUGAAGAGCCUGGCAGGGGGCCUGGCGCUCUUCUUCAUCUUCGCCACCUUCGCCACGCUGACCGUGGCCAUCCUGCUCAUCAUGGAGGGGCUGUCCGCCUUCCUGCACGCCCUGCGUCUGCAUUGGGUCGAGUUCCAGAAUAAAUUCUACAGCGGGACCGGCUUCAAGUUCCUGCCCUUCUCUUUCGAGCACAUUCGGGAAGGGCAGCUGGAUGAGUGAGCCAGAGGCCGUGGACCCCACCCCCCGCCCCGUCCCGUCCCGUCCCUUCCCUUCCCUUCCCGUCCCACCCCGUCCCACCCCGCCCCCGUGAUGAAUUGUGCGUGUUCAACCCACGUGAAGGCGCAGCCCUGCCUUGGCCAGGCCUGCCCCCCUCCUGCUGCCUCCCGCUGCUGCCGGGGUUGGAGGGUGCAGACAGGCUCUACCCAGAAGGGGGCGCUGCUUAUUUAUCACACCCCAAGAGCCCCCAGACCCAGCGCCCCCGCGAAACCCAGCCGAUGCCACCCUCGAGUCCCCGGCUGCCCCUUGGUGGUUUCCUCUGCGGGCUGCGCUGGUGGCCCGCAGCUCUGCCGUCUUGUCCUGUCUUGUCCUAGCCCCACGCAGCGCCCCGGGGCCCCCUCCCCCACUUCCAAGGGCAGGCAGCAGGGCUUAGGCCUGGUGACCUGGGCGGAACGACCAUCACCGAGGGUCUGUGGACGGCAGGGCUGAGAGUGCGGGCUGCGGGCCCGAGCUCUGGCUCUUGUGCCGGCACAGCAGCCGGGCUGGCCUGACCCGUCCUCCUGCCCAGCUCGCGGGGCACCCGGUUCCCGCGGGCCGGUGCUGUGUUUGCCCGCCUUCCUUCAUACCCGUGCUCAAUAAAGUGUGUCAGACUCCCA